Messenger RNA from Limanda limanda (common dab), 3361 nucleotides. Its product is annotated as recombining binding protein suppressor of hairless-like. The record is from RefSeq and is a predicted model, not a curated record. Gene Ontology annotation, cellular component: MAML1-RBP-Jkappa- ICN1 complex; nucleus. The coding region runs from base 39 to 1529 and encodes 496 amino acids. Gene Ontology annotation, molecular function: DNA-binding transcription activator activity, RNA polymerase II-specific; RNA polymerase II cis-regulatory region sequence-specific DNA binding. Lineage: Eukaryota; Metazoa; Chordata; Actinopteri; Pleuronectiformes; Pleuronectidae. Gene Ontology annotation, biological process: regulation of transcription by RNA polymerase II; Notch signaling pathway. The transcript has 11 exons.
ACUUUUCUCUCUCACAGGGGGGGUGAGUUAUUCGGAAGAUGGCGCCCGUUGUUACGGGGAAGUUCGGUGAGCGUUCACAGCCUCAGCGUUUGACAAGGGAGGCUAUGAGGAAUUACAUGAAGGACAAAGAUGAUCAAACGGUGCUCAUACUACAUGCAAAAGUGGCCCAAAAGUCCUACGGCAAUGAAAAAAGGUUUUUCUGCCCUCCGCCCUGUGUGUACCUGCUGGGCAGUGGCUGGAAGAGGAAGUUGGAGAUUAUGGAGAAGGAGGGUUGCACGGAGCAGGAGGCUCAGCCAUGUGCAUUCAUCGGGAUAGGCAACAGUGAGCAGGAGAUGCAGCAACUCAAUCUGGAGGGGAAGCACUUCUGCACGGCUAAGACGCUGUACAUCAGUGACUCGGAUAAAAGGAAACACUUCAUGCUCUCUGUGAAGAUGUUAUACGGCAACAGCGCCAACAUAGGAGUCUUCCUCAGCAAGAGGAUCAAGGUCAUUUCGAAGCCCUCCAAGAAGAAGCAGUCCUUGAAAAAUGCAGAUUUGUGUAUAGCUUCCGGGACUAAGGUGGCGUUGUUCAACCGCCUCCGUUCCCAAACGGUCAGCACCCGGUAUCUUCACGUGGAGGGCGGAAACUUUCAUGCCAGCUCCCAACAGUGGGGCGCCUUCUUCAUCCACCUCUUGGACGAGGAGGAGUCUGAGGGGGAGGAGUUUGCUGUGAGAGAUGGCUACAUCCAUUAUGGCCAGACGGUCAAGUUGGUCUGUUCUGUUACUGGCAUGGCCCUGCCCAGACUGGUCAUUCGCAAAGUCGACAAGCAGAUGGCGUUGAUGGAGGCGGAUGACCCAGUGUCUCAGCUGCACAAGUGUGCCUUCUACCUGAAAGACACAGAACGGAUGUAUCUCUGUCUCUCCCAGGAGAGGAUCAUCCAGUUCCAGGCCACACAGUGCUCCAAAGAGACCAACAAAGAUAUCAUCAACGAUGGGGCUUCCUGGACUAUUAUUAGCACUAACAAGGCAGAGUACACCUUUUAUGAGGGCAUGGGUCCCGUCCCCACACCGGUCACACCUGUUCCUGUGGUGGAGAGUCUGCAGUUGAAUGGAGGAGGAGAUGUGGCGAUGUUGGAACUGACAGGACAGAACUUCACCCCUAACCUCAGAGUGUGGUUCGGAGAUGUGGAGGCUGACACCAUGUACAGGUGUGGAGAGAGCAUUCUGUGUGUGGUGCCGGACAUCUCUGCCUUCAGGGAGGGCUGGCGCUGGGUGAGGCAGCCGGUGCAGGUCCCGGUCACACUGGUCCGCAACGAUGGAAUCAUCUAUGCCACUGCCCUGACCUUCACCUACACCCCUGAACCUGGGCCGCGGCCCCACUGCAGUGCUGCCGGGGCUAUUCUGCGCUCACACAGCACCUCUUCGUCAUCACCGGCGUCUUCCUCUUCGCCAUCAUCCUCGCUGGGUGGGCACGUGGACGUCCAGGUGGCUUACAACAGUAGUGACUCUGGGAUGUCUUCAGGAGCUUCCACCAUGUCAGUGCUGUCGUAGUCACACCCAUCGUGUGUGUGUGUGUGUGCGUGCGUGUUGUUUUGUGAAUGAGAUAGAAAAUGUGUGCACGUACUUUCCAAAGAGGCUCAUGGACCUUUUGAAGGGCUGCACAGGAACUCUUCAUGACAGAGCAGCUGUGGAAUCACGAGGAAGGAACGAGCGAGUCGAGGGAAAAAAGUUCACCGACAUUACUUGGGAUUACUGACUCCUCUCUGUAGCUCCAUCUUGUGGUUCGUUGUGGACACGACAUGCGCCCCAAUCUGAGAAGCUUGAUGUCUCCAAACGUCACUUAAAAGGAGAUGAAUCUGCCAACAAACCUGAUUUGUAAACAAAAAAACAUUUAGUUUUUUAUACAUGGGCUUGAAAGCUAUUUUCACUGUGCUUUCUUUUUGCCACAGUCAAUUUGUACUGUGGGGAUUUUUCUGUUGUGUGUAAGGGAAACAUUUUGUUGUAAGAGUAACAUAGUUUUUACGGACCAAGAAAUAUUAUUAUAUUAUUUUAUUCAUAUUAUAUUUUAUAAGCUUUUGCUGAGGUACAUUAUGACAUUUGCAUAGUAAGUUCACUUUUGUUACCAAAUAGAGUUUUGUCUCAGUGGAGGGUUAAAGGUUGAAACGGCUUUUAGUGAGUCUCUAGUAGUCUGACACCUCACCUCUAAUUUAAUAUCCACUGGUGUGUUUUGGAACUUGAUACCCAAAAUUCAUACUUAUUACCAGAACUUUUCACAAUUCCACAUGCUGUGCAAAAAACAAAUGAUCAAACUGUGUUUUUAAGAAGGCACUUUAAAGAAUGAAGACGUGAGCAUAUCUGGCCCCAGUUAUUCGCUUAGAGCUUCUAGGAUCGGUCUCUUUACAUCCAAGAUGACCGUUUUUGAUUAGUGUAGUGUAUUUGUGGAUAACAUAUGACACUAUAAGUGUCUUCUGUGAGACCAAGGUCUAGAUUUUCUAAUCAGCGAGCUGUUUUUGUACUGUUCUUAUAUUCCCAGAGGAAAAAGUAAUUGAACCAAGAGAAAGCAUUUCUAAACUGUCUUUGUGACUUUUUACUCUUUCAUGUGUUUGAUUGUAAGAGGCCUCAAGAGUCCUUUUGUGCUUACGUGUUGGAAGAAGAGCUUUAACACCGUCUUUGCCGUGGAGCUUGUAGUUCACCUGCUCAGUUACCAUGCUGGGGCUGAGCUGUGUCUGCUGCAGAUACAGUAGAUCUUAACUCCAGAACAAUCACCUGUGCUUGUGCUCUGAGUCUUCUGGGAUGAGAUGAUGGCUUGUCCAGACUCAGACUCUCCGCCCUCCUUGUUUAGAAAGUCAAAAUGUAACUGAAUUGAUGUACUGAGCAGUUUAUCUUGCCUUAAAAACCACUACCUGCAGUACCUGACUCACAAAGUGCCCUGAUUCCCAUCAUUCUGUUUGCAUCAUACUCUGUCAUAUGUAAAAAUUGACAUCAAAGUUAAGUAAAUGUGGCUGAUUAGACAACUUUUUGCCCAUUGGAAGUUUUCAAGACAGUGACGUGAAUCGCUUCAGUUGUAACAUAUGUGUUUUCACCGUGCCUAAUAGAUUUAUAGUUGUAUAGAUUUAAGUAUUUACAUCACCUCUUCUUUGGUGCCACCGAACUCCACCUGAAAGCCCUUUUGUGUCCACUCCAUUGUUUUCCCUCCAUGCUCCCAGCACAGUAGAUGUAUUAGAGGAACAAACUGUAGAUGAGAUCCUGCUCGUCUCUUAACUGAUGUACAAACAUUUCAUAGAGAUUCUGUUACUGCAGAUUUCAGUAUUACAACUGGUUCUGCAGAGGUGAAUGUGUCUUUGUUAUUUGUACACCUUAUAAAAAUCUUUGCUUAUUUCAAA